This is a messenger RNA of Ficedula albicollis (Collared flycatcher), 5041 nucleotides long. It is a transcript of the gene NES, whose product is annotated as nestin. Gene Ontology annotation, cellular component: intermediate filament. NCBI's taxonomy places the organism in Eukaryota, Metazoa, Chordata, Aves, Passeriformes, Muscicapidae. The record is from RefSeq and is a predicted model, not a curated record. Gene Ontology annotation, biological process: positive regulation of intermediate filament depolymerization. Bases 118 to 4617 code for a protein of 1499 amino acids. The transcript has 4 exons. Gene Ontology annotation, molecular function: CCR5 chemokine receptor binding; intermediate filament binding.
CCUCUCUGCUCCCAGCCACUCGCUUCCCUCCCCGCCUUCCCGCUCUGCCUCGGCGUUCUCCCCCCUCAUCUUCCUCACCCGGCGUCUUCCUCCGGCUCCAGAGCCCCGGCAGCGCCCAUGCUGAGCACGGAAAGUUUCGCAGGGGCGAGAGCCCUGGGAGAGGAAUCGCUGCAGAUGUGGGACCUCAACAAGCGCCUGGAGGCGUACCUGGCCCGCGUGAAGUUCCUGGAGGAGGAGAACGAGGUGCUGCGAGCUGAAAUCCAGAGCAGCAAGAGCGGCCCGGCCGGGGAGUCGCGGCGGGUGAAGUACGAGGAGGAGCUGCGAGCCCUGCGGGAUGCGCUGGAUCGCGCCUUCAGGGAGAAGUGCACGGCCGAGCUGGCCAGGGACAACCUCUACGAGGAGGUCCAGCAGGUGAAAAGCAGGUGCCAGAAGGAGCAGGCAGCCCGAGAAGAAGCCAAGAAGCAGCUGUCCUUGAGCAGGAAGGAGCUGGAGGAGGAGAGGAGAGCGCAGAUCUGGCUGAAGGAGAGGGCUGUGCAGCUGGAGAAGGAGGUGGAAGCCUUGCUGGAGGUGCACGAGGAGGAGAAAGCGGGGCUGGACCAGGAGAUCGCGAGUUUCUCCCACAGCCUGGAGAGUUUCCGCUGUGCCCCGGUGGCUUUCCAGCCCGUGGAGGUGGAGGACUACUCCAAGAGGCUCUCGGAGAUCUGGAAAGGGGCGGUGGAGACCUACAAGACAGAGGUGUCUCAGCUGGAGGGUUCCCUCUGCCAGGCCAAGGAGAACCUGUGGAAGGCGGUGGAGGACAACCAGCAGAGCCAGCUGCAGCUGCAGCACCUGGAGAGGGACCUGGCAGGGCUCAAAGCACGGAAGGAGCUGCUGGAGGAGAGCCUGGCCCAGCAGUGGCAGGAGCAGCGCGGGGAGGCUGAGAAGUUCCAGCUGGCGAUGGAAGCCCUGGAGCAGGAGCAGCAGAGCCUGAGGGCGCAGAUCGCCCGCGUGCUGGAGGACAGGCAGCAGCUCAUGCACCUCAAGAUGUCCCUGAGCCUGGAAGUGGCGACCUACAGGGGGCAGCGAGAGGCAGCCAGGGGAGGGCUGGGAGAGCCGGGGAGCGGCUUCUUGGCCGCUCACGGCUGCACCUCGCUCUUUGCAGAUCUCAGACUGGAGGUGAGCAGCAGCAGCAGCAGCAGCAAACUGGUGCCAGCGAGCCCUGAGAGCAGGAGGCUGCUGCCCCGGGACCCCUGCACCAGCCCCUCCAUCUUCCCCAGGGCAGAGGGGAGGGGGCAGCUAGCAAAACCCCAAAGGGACACCCCGACAGGCAAAAGCCCGAGCCCCAGUGCCCGGGAGCUGCAGAAAAUCAGCUCAGUCCUCCACGGCACGGCUCCCAGCAGGGCUGGGGGGCUGGGAGCCCCUGCCUGCUCCACACCCAACCCCUCCCAGGCAGGAAAAGCUGCCCCUCCUCUCUCCCCAGAGCCCCCCAGCCCUUCGCCGCCGGAGCAGGAGAGCUCUGGGGGAGAGGGUCCCGCCUGGCCGGGGGGAGUGAUGAGCCAAGGCGUGUCCAGAGGCGUGGGGGACGCCCCCCGUGGCACCGCGCAGCCCCUGGGAGCCCUGCCCGCCCCCAGGCUGCAGUACCCGGCCCAGCUGGUCAGCGAGGUGCUGCAUGAUGCCCUCAAGGCCGUGGAAGACGAUGCUCAGCCCAAAGAAGAGCCCGCAUGGGCCCCCGGGGAUGCCUGUGUCCCCAGCCCCAUUUUCCCCGCAGAGGCCGUGCCUGGGGAAGAGCAGGAGGGCUCAGAGGGUGGUGACAGCCCUGAGGCAGAGGAGAGGGCUGGGGAGGGGGUGCUCCAGGCGCUGGGUGCGGAGAGCAGCGCCCCGCAGGACAGAGCAGUGUCCCCGCCGGGCACAGCUGCUUCCUUGGGAGCCUCAGGGAGCCAGGAAGAUUUGGGAGCUUGGGAGGAGGAGGAGGGGGUACCUGCCGUGCUGAGCCCAAGAGAUCCAGAAAUAGAGGCGCAGGAAGGGGACAGGGACCUCCCUGGACAGACAGUGAGCCGCUGGGAAAAGCCAGAGCAAGGGGAGGACAGGGCACAGACCCCAAGCACAGAGCCUUCACACCCCUCAGAGGAAGAGGAGGAGGAGGAGAGGGGACCCCACAGCCCCUGCAGGGAGAAUGGAGAUUUCCAGGAGGAAGGAACAGAUGUGCAAGAAGAGGAGUGUCCACACAGAGAAGUGGAAGCCGCUCGUGCUGUCCUUGCAGAAAGCCACCUGCUUUUGCUCACAAAAGGUCGCCUGGGAGAGAACUUUGUUGAUGCAGAGCAGGAAAGGAGUGAGCAGCAGCAAAUGCCCGCGUGUGAGACGGACCUGGCCGCAGAGGAGGAGAGGGGGCAGGAGCUGUGCCCGCAGCAGAGUGCCCAUGAGGCCACCCCAGCAGAGGAGGCUUGGUCAGGAGCUGGAGGAGAUGCUGUGGGAGGGGAGGACACAGGCAGGGUGGAAGGUGGUGAGGGAGAAAAGGGAGAGGCCAGCAGGGAGGUGCUGGGAGGAGAGGACCAAGGGGUAGGACAGAGCCCUGAGGGGGGAGAGGACUCUGGGGCAGGAGAAGGCUCUGAGGCAGCAGAGGAUCCCGGGGCAGGAGAGGACAGCCCAGAGUGGGAGAGCAGAGCCCCAGAGGGGCCUGAGGACACGCAGGAGAGCAGCUCUGUGGAAGAGGAGGGGGAGCAGAAACCAGGAGAGGAACCCUGGGGCCAGGGGGACGAUGGCCAUGGCCAAGAGCCCUGCCCAGAGGACUGGGAGGUGACAGCGCAGGACACUGACGGGGUUUGGGGGCCACGAGAGCCAGAUGGCACCUCGAGCAGCUCAGGACAGCUGAAAAGUGAGGAGAGAGAUGGCACACUGCCAGCAGAGCUGGAGGAAGCCCAGGAAGAUGAUGAAGAAGAUGCCAGGAGCCAGGAGAUGAGGCAGCAGCAGCCAGAUGAUGAUGAUGAUGAUGAUGAUGAUGAUGAUGAUGGGCUCAGCUCAGAGCUGGGGAAGCCAGAGAGCUCCCAGCUCGUAGCACUGAAGCAGGUGCCAGGGGACAGCGUGGAGAGCAGCGGGUGGGCACUGCAGGAGGUGCCCAGAGACCCAGAGGCCGCAGUGGGCACCGGCAGGAGGGUGGAGCUGGAGGACACGCUGCCGGACAGCACACCCCUGCACCUCCGUGGAGGGGCAGCAGCCAGCCCAGAGCCUCCAGAGACCGAGGAGAGCACGGAGACAGCUCCUCUGUCUGACACAGCUCAGGGGGGUGAAGGGUGGCUGGAGGAGAGGGACAAGCCACCAACUCCCACCAUGCCAGAGAGCCCUGAGGAGGAGGCAGGAGUGGCUGCUGUGGCAGAGGAGGAGGAGGAGGAAGGUUAUUUCAUGGUCUCUGCUCCCAGCCAAGAGGUGUCCAGCUUGGAGGAAGCUGAGAUCUCUGAGGACUUUGAAGAAAUCAAAGUCGAAGCCACUGAAGGCAGUCAAGACGAUCUGGGGGCUCCUGGAGAAGCAUCUCCAGUGCCAGAGGGCAAAGCGCACCCCGGGGUGGCAGAUGAAAACACAGAGGUGCCCACUGAAGAAGCUGAGGUGCCAAAGGAUGAGGAUGACACUGCUGAGCUGGAGGAAGGCCCAGCUGUGCCUGAAGCUGAUCCCAGCUGUGCUGGGGCCACGGGGCCAGCAGCAGGAGGUGCAGGUGAGCCAGCCCAGGGUGCCACGGGCACUGCAGCAUGCGAGGGACCAGAGCAUCCAGAAGGCUUGGCUGCUGGCUCAGAUGAGGAGCUCCACAGCACCGCUGAGCCGCAGAGGGAUGGCACUGGGGCAACAACCCUCCCAGGCUGCAGCCUGGGGCUGGCAGGGCAGCAGGAGGAGGAGGAGGAUGAGCCCAGCGUGGCUCUCCAGGACACAGCCGUGGCCACCCCUCCAGCAGGGCUGCAGGCAGAGCAGCCACUGCAAGAGAAACCAUCCACAGAGGAGGAGACACUCGACAGUGACAGCAGAGAGCAGCUCCCUGGGGCCAGCCCACCUCAGCUGGGCUCUGCUCUGGAGCAGGGAGGUUUUCCAGAGUCCAUUCCAGACAUCCCUGACGCUGCUGCUCUCUCUGCAGAGCUGCCCCUGGAGACCAUGAAAGACUCAGAUAUUUUGGAAAUAGUUGAGCAAGCCCUAGAAUUCCACCAGGAGCUGAUGGGGGUGGCAGAGGGUGGGCAGCAGGGCCCUGGAGGGACUGAGCUGCCCCAGGGUGCAGGGGAAGACUCCUCACCUGCCUCAUCCAGCGAGGAGGAGCCGACGGUGCAGGAGGCAGAGCUGGAGGGUGCGGUCCGGGCUGAGAACGGGCUGCACCGGGAGGCCAGUCUGGAAGAGCUGGCUGAAUUCCCUGAGGAGAUGCUGAACGGCAUCAGCAGCACAGCCCCAGCACAGGAGCCCCCCACAGACACCGGGGUGAUGCCCCCCACCCCUGGAGACGGCACGGCCGCCAAGCUGGGCGGUGCCCCCCUGAGGGGGAAGCUCGGGGCUGAGCCCAGCCCCGUGCCCCCCGCCCUGGGGGAGGAUGUGCUGUGCCUCGCACCUGAGCAGCCAGCAGUGUGUCACCUGAGAGCUGAGCAGGAGCCCUGCCCCUCGGGGGAUGAGUGACAGCGGCCAGGGGAGCGCCCCUCCCUGCCAAAACCCGCUUGUCCCACUCCUCUCCUCGUGCUUCCCCAUCUCCUUGUGGUUUUUAACACCUUUGUGUGGAUUUUUUGCACCCCUUUUCAGAGUGAAGAAUCACCGAGUUCCGUUCCCCCCCCACAGCCCACCCAAACUCGCAUGCUUGUUCUGGGACCCCUCCUUCAUUUUGGGUUUCCUCUGGGUGGGUUGCCGUGCCUGUAUUUAAUUUAAACGUUGUGUUUCUCCAUUCCCUGCAUUCUUCCCCCUCCAACUCCCUCAGUGUUUGCCCCAGGACACCCAGCUGCACCCCGGGACUCAGUGUUUUGGGGCUUCAUCACCCCAGGGUCCCCAGCCCCAAUCUGCUGACACUGGGGGCUGAGCCACGCUGGAUGUACCGACAUUAAUUUAAUAA